CCGGGCCCGCGGGUACGCGGAGGCCGCGGCCGGGCCCGCGCCCAUGGCCUUCACCUUCGCCUCGCCCACGCAGGUGUUCUACAACGGCGCCAACGUGAAGCAGGUGGAUGUGCCCACGCUGACCGGCUCCUUCGGCAUCCUGGCCUCGCAUGUCCCCACGCUGCAGGUCCUCAAGCCGGGGGUGGUGACCGUCCAUGCUGAGGAUGGCACAGCCACCAAGUACUUCGUGAGCAGCGGCUCCGUCACGGUCCACGCGGACUCCACGGUGCAGGUGCUGGCGGAGGAGGCGGUGACCAUGGACAUGCUGGACCUGGCGACUGCAAAAUCAAACCUGGAGAAGGCUGUUUCAGAGAUGGCUGCAGCAUCGGAUGAAGCAGCUAAAGCAGAAGCCCAGAUCAAAGUAGAAGCGAAUGAAGCCCUUGUAAAAGCCCUGGAGUAACUGAGGAAUUGCCCUGUGGAUGUAGAGAAAACCCAGCCUGCCCCUAUUGUACAGAUGAUUUGGGACAAACGGAGGCAGACAGAACGCUCUGAUCCAUUAAAAGGAAACGUUAUCCC
Molecule: messenger RNA, 555 nt
Organism: Neopsephotus bourkii (Bourke's parrot)
Lineage: Eukaryota; Metazoa; Chordata; Aves; Psittaciformes; Psittacidae
Gene: ATP5F1D
Product: ATP synthase F1 subunit delta
Exons: 6
Coding region: 44-439 (131 amino acids)
Biological process (GO): proton motive force-driven ATP synthesis
Molecular function (GO): proton-transporting ATP synthase activity, rotational mechanism
Source: RefSeq, a predicted model, not a curated record